Rhinolophus ferrumequinum (greater horseshoe bat) is the source of this 2209-nucleotide messenger RNA. It is a transcript of the gene MESP2, whose product is annotated as mesoderm posterior bHLH transcription factor 2. Gene Ontology annotation, cellular component: nucleus. The record is from RefSeq and is a predicted model, not a curated record. NCBI's taxonomy places the organism in Eukaryota, Metazoa, Chordata, Mammalia, Chiroptera, Rhinolophidae. Gene Ontology annotation, biological process: mesoderm formation; heart morphogenesis; somite rostral/caudal axis specification. Bases 840 to 1910 code for a protein of 356 amino acids. Gene Ontology annotation, molecular function: DNA-binding transcription factor activity, RNA polymerase II-specific; protein dimerization activity; RNA polymerase II cis-regulatory region sequence-specific DNA binding. The transcript has 4 exons.
CUAUCCUUGAGGUGGCCUCAAGGUCACAAAAUGGUUGCUGAAGCUACACCCAUCACAUGUUUCCCAGGUACAAAGAAAAUGACCCGCUGUGACCGCUCCACCUCUGUGGCCAAAUUCUACAGUCCCUGGCCCUCCUGUGACCCUUAGCCUUUUCUCGGAAGAUCACAAAGGACACUGACACCUCCUUGAAAAUGAACAGAAAUUAACUGUGGACAGCAAGAUGACUUUCUCAGUGUCACUCAGCAAAUCAGCAAGUGCAGGUUCGGAAGAACCCAGGUAAGGUCGACCUGUAUGUCUCUUUCCCACCCCACUGCCCCACCCCCCAUCACUGCUGGCAGGUCCCUCCAGGCUUGUCUUGAUGCCUUACAAGCACAGGUGUGGACACUGGGUGUAAGUUACUGGGCACAGCCCCGCCCGCAGGGACUGGUGAUGAGUAAGGCGGCCACUCAUCACAGGGGUCCAUGAGUGACUUGAGGGACAGCCCUAGACCAUGGCACUGCCCACCGUUGUCGGACUCCUGGGCACUCACCCUUCGCAGUGGACGGGGCGGGGUGGGUGGGUACCCGGUGAGAAGCUUAGCAACUCCAUCCAGAUGCGAAUUGUCCCUCCCACACUUCCCGGGCUGCAGGGGCCUCCAUUAGAGCCCCUGAGGGGUCAGAAUCCACACCUUCGCAAAUGGGCCCGCUUUCCCAGGGCCCCCCUGCCCAGACCUUCCCUGGGCUCUGUGGGUUUUGACACCUCUCUGUAACCUGGCGGGAGGCCACCUCACACCUUUGGUCCAGAUAAAAGCUCCGGCCCGGAGGUGGCCGGCCCAGCCUCCCAUAGCCCUCCGCCCGGCCAUGGCCCAGUCCCCUUCCCUGCAGAGCCUCGACCACUGGAUCUUACCCCAGGGUUGGCGCUGGGCCGGCCACUCGGACUCCACGUCCCCAGCCUCCUCCUCGGAUUCGUCGGGCUCGUGCCCCUGCGACGGCGCCCGCGGUCCCUCGCAGCCCGCGCUCUCCGCUCGCGGCGCCGGCGCCGCAGAGGCCGCCCAGACGGCGCCAGGACGAGCACGGCCGGGCCCGGGCGGCGGGCAGCAGCGGCAGAGCGCCAGCGAGCGCGAGAAGCUGCGCAUGCGCACGCUCGCCCGCGCCCUGCACGAGCUGCGCCGCUACCUGCCGCCGUCGGUGGCGCCCGCCGGCCAGAGCCUGACCAAGAUCGAGACGCUGCGCCUGGCCAUCCGCUACAUCGGCCACCUGUCGGCUGUGCUGGGCCUCAGCGAGGAGAACCUGCGGCGCCGGCGCCGGCGCCACAGCGACGCGGCGCUCCCUCGAGGCUGCCCGCUCUGCCCCGACGGCGGCCCCGGCCUGGGCUCAGCCGCCCCCGCCGCGGGGUCCUGGGCGUCCUCCGCCACCUGUCCCGGAGCCCCAGCGGCGCCCGAGCGCUUGGGGAGCAGGGUCCUUGACGUGGGUCGCCAGGUGACACCCCCUUACUGCCCCAGGAUGCAGUCGCUCCCGCACGUGUCCCAAGGGAGAGCCCCCGACGCGGCCCUUUGGACGCUGCCCCAAAUCCGUUCCGGGACGCUGACAUCCCCACAGCCCGGGAACCAGGCCACGCCCUGGACACCGCCUCCCGCGGCUCCGGAGCUGACUGCAGUGUACCAGGGUAUCCCUGUGUCUCCAGAGUCCUAUCUGUUGCCAGAAACCCCUCCCCUCCUGCCCCGCUCAGCAUGCCAGAGACUCCAGCCUCAGACCCAAUGGGGAUACUGGAGCCACAGUGCAGAGAUGCUCCCCAGCUCCGAGGACCAGGGAUCAGGCCCCACCCUCCAGCUCAAUGAUGAAAGCCCUCUCCAGAGCUCAGGCCUGCAGCUCAGUGGCUGCCCUGAAUUUUGGCAAGAAGAUUUAGAGGGGGGCCACCUCGGUAUCUUCUAAUGGCUUUGCUGUCCCCUUUUCAGCUGGGAGUCUGGCCUGUAGUGUGAGCACCCUCGUAUGCGACGUCAGUGGUUUUCAAACUUUCCUUUAGUCAAGGGUCCCUUUCCCAACUGAUGUCUUUCACGGAAGCAGUGUUUGAAAUAGAUAGUUGGUGGCCCCCUGGCUGGAGUUGGGGCUGGGGCAGUGCCCUCUGCUCCUAGACACCCCCCAGAAAGACCUGCAGAGCACAGCCUGAGCUGCAGUAAGACAGCAGCCGCCUGACCAUGAAGUUGGCAGGGCUGGGAGUGGUGGGGGAAUGG